CACGGUUCUCGCCGUUAUUUUAGUUUAAUAAGAAAGCGCGUUAUUUAUUGGAAUAUUUUUUCUAGACUCGAUUUAUCGUUGGUUAUUAGUCUAUUCUCCUGAAAUAUAUUCGUGUAACUAUGGAGAACACGAAACAACAAAAAGAACAAACUGCGGGCAAAAAGUUAUUACUCGAAGUGGAUCGUCAACAACCGGGAUCAAAAGAAACAAAACACGAACAUGAUAAUCAUGUGAAAAGUUCUCACCAUACAAGUAGUAAAAUAUCGGCUACUUUACAAAAAAUGUUCCAUACGGACAAAGGUUCUGACACUGAAAGCGAAAAAUCGGAAAAUACUAACAUACAGCCUGGUCAAACGACUUCCAAUACACGUUUUCAAAAGACGGAGGCAGGAAAGCACAUUCAUAACUUGUCAUAUAGCAAAAGAACUCACCGUAUGCAAAAUUUCUUUAAAGAGCUUGGUAUUCAUGGUCAGCCAGCAGCGGUGAAUGAUAAACAUGUUCAUUCACAAUCUCUGUCUGAAAAGUAUGGAAAGCCACAGGAAGUUAUUGGAAAGGGUGCAUUUGGUAUCGUCCGUAUUGCACACAAAAUAGAACCUAGAGUGCCAGGCGAAAAGCUUUUUGCCGUCAAGGAGUUCAAGAGACAUCAUAAUGAACCUUCAAAGAAAUACAUAAAACGUUUAACUUCCGAGUUUUGUAUUUCUUCUUCGCUCCAUCAUAUCAACGUAAUUGAUACGCUGGAUUUGCUUCAAGAUACCCAAGGAAAUUACUGUGAGGUAAUGGAGUAUUGUUCUGGUGGUGACCUUUAUUCUUUGAUCGUCACUUCGGGCGGUGGAUUAGAAAAAGAUGAAGGAAAUUGUUUCUUUGGGCAAUUAAUAAAUGGUGUAAAAUAUUUGCACGAUAAUGGCGUUGCUCAUCGUGAUUUGAAACCUGAGAAUCUUAUUCUCACUUUUAAUGGAUGUCUCAAGAUUACCGAUUUUGGUAAUGCGGAAUGUUUCCGCAUGGCUUGGGAAACACAACCUCACCUGACACGUGGUAUCUGUGGUAGUGAACCCUAUAUUGCACCAGAAGAAUUUAAAGAUGAAUUGUUUGAUUCAAGAUCAGUUGACAUUUGGGCUUGCGGAAUUAUUUAUAUGAGUAUGAUGACUAGCAGUCUUCUUUGGCGUGUCGCUAUAGAAAAGGAAGAUGCGAACUUCAAAGCCUAUCUAGAAGCAAAAAAAAAGGAUACAUUCACCGCUCCUUUCCAAUGUUUGACUGAAGGUCAGCGGGAAUUAAUUUCAAAAAUAAUAGAACCAGAUCCAAAAAAACGUAUUACUAUAGAACAAAUUAUUACAGAUUCAUGGUUUUCUUCAAUUUACAUUUGUCAUCGACAAACUACAUCUACCAGUGAUUCAUCCAUCUCGAGUACGAGUUGUUCUAUUAAUGCAGUAAACGAACAAGCUACAGCUAUCAACAAGACAUCAAUUGCAAAUAUGGUAUAGCAGUAUAGCAAAGGAUAUAGUAAUAACUGA
This is a messenger RNA of Rhizophagus irregularis DAOM 181602=DAOM 197198, 1508 nucleotides long. RefSeq lists its product as uncharacterized. Gene Ontology annotation, biological process: protein phosphorylation; intracellular signal transduction. NCBI's taxonomy places the organism in Eukaryota, Fungi, Glomeromycota, Glomeromycetes, Glomerales, Glomeraceae. Gene Ontology annotation, cellular component: cytoplasm. Gene Ontology annotation, molecular function: ATP binding; protein serine/threonine kinase activity. The record is from RefSeq and is a predicted model, not a curated record.